GUUUUGAACUUGUUUAAAAGACGAUGUCGAAAAGAUCAACCAGGAACUUCAAAAUUUGCAAUAGUUGCGGAUUCAUUAAAAACCUUUUCGGAUUUCGUGACAUUUGACAUCUAUAACAAGGAUAAAAGUCAAGUUGUCUUACUUGCUAAGCUAGAAGUUGUAGAGGGCGGAAAUACUUUUCACAUGACAAUUGAUGAGAAAAAUCCAAUAAAACCACGUUACAGAGUUACUGAGUCCCUGAAAGCCUCCCCCAGAAUUAUAGCAGAUUUAUCAGCAGAAGAUCAUGGUUCAAGCAUAACUGUCACUUCAGGUGUAAUCAAAGCUUCUAUCCAAAAAGAUCCGCUUAAAAUCGAUUUCUACCAAAAUAAUGUCCUGUCUGUAACGCUCAAUGGGAAAGGUCUGAUGCGUUUUGAACACCUUCAACGGAGAUCACAAGCUGAGCCAAUGGAAGAUCCAGAUUCAUGGGAAGAAGAAUUUAAUUCCCAUCGCGAUUCAAAACCGAAUGGACCCGAAGCUAUUGCUAUGGAUUUGACAUUUCCCGAAGCCGAAGUACUCUUUGGUAUUCCCGAACAUGCUGAUUCGUUUGCUUUAAAACAAACUCAAGGUACUGAUCCGUAUCGUCUUUAUAAUUUGGAUACGGCUAAUUAUGAGGUUGAUAGUAAAAUGGGAUUGUAUGGAUCAGUGCCAGUGAUAUAUGGUCACGGGACUGAACGUUCAGCUGGAGUCUUUUGGCAUAAUUCAGCAGAGACGUGGGUUGAUAUUUCAGGAACGCGCAAACCAGAUCCACCCACUGCCCGUUUUAUGACUGAAAGUGGCAUCAUUGAUGUAUUCGUACUCCUUGGACCAUCUCCACUCGAUACGUUCAAACAAUAUUCUGAUCUCACCGGAACAGCAAAUCUACCUCAGUUCUUCACUUUGGGUUAUCAUCAAUGCCGCUGGAAUUAUGACAACGAGACCGAUGUCAAGACAGUUGCUGCUCAGUUCGAUAAUUAUGACAUUCCUUUGGACACCAUGUGGUUGGACAUCGAGUAUACAGAUGCAAAGAAGUAUUUCACUUGGGAUCCUGUCACGUUUGCUCAUCCCCUCGAUAUGAUAAAGAAUUUGACAGAUUCCGGACGACAUUUGACAAUUAUCAUUGAUCCCCAUUACAAGCGGGAUAAUACUUAUUUCUUCCACAAUUACUGUACCGAGAAUAAGUUCUAUACAAAAUUUGCAAAUGGCAGCGAUUUCAUUGGUGAAUGUUGGCCGGGUACUUCUAGUUAUCCGGAUUUCUUUAAUCCUGCAGUUCGUCAAUACUAUUCGAGUCAGUUUAAGUUGAGUAAUUUCCAGACGACGACAGCAGAUGUCAUGAUUUGGAAUGACAUGAACGAGCCAUCAGUUUUCGACGGUCCAGAAGUGACAAUGUUAAAGGACAAUAUUCACUUUGGUGGCUGGGAACACAGAAAUGUCCACAAUAUUUACGGUCAUCACCAGUUAAUGGCUACUUUUCAAGGACUUCUUCAAAGGGAUUCGAAUCAGAGACCUUUCAUUCUGACACGGUCACAUUUUGCUGGCUCCCAAAGGUAUGCCAUAAUUUGGACAGGAGAUAAUACAGAUGAUUGGCCCUAUUUACAACAUUCUAUCAAGAUGUGUUUGUCAGAAGCGGUUUCGGGAUUCUCAUUUUGUGGAUCAGAUGUUGGAGGGUUCUUCAAUGAUCCCGAGAUCGAAUUGGUAGAGCGUUGGUAUCAAGCUGCAUCGUUUAUUCCGUUUUAUAGAGCCCAUGCUAACAUGGGGACCAAACGUCGAGAACCAUGGCUUUUCCCCGAGAAGACUCGAUUGAUAAUUCGAGACGCAAUUCGAAAGAGGUAUACCUAUCUUCCGAUGUGGUACACAAUGUUCUACGAGCACGAGAAGUUCGGAUAUCCAGUAAUGAGGCCGAUAUUAGCUCACUAUCCAAAAGAUUCCAAUGGUUUCAAAGUGGACUUCGAAUAUUUGCUUCAUGAUCAUUUGUUGGUUCGUCCAGUAAUGGAGAGAGGUGUUGACAGCGUAAAUGUCUAUUUUCCCUCCAAAGAUGGUGGACAGAAUGGUGAUGUUUGGUACGAUAUCGAUAAUUACGAAAAGUUUGAUAAGGUUGGAAAUCAAUCAAUCAAAGUUGAUGAUCACAAAGUGCCCGUAUACCAACGAGGAGGCUCAAUAAUCCCGAAAAAGGAGACUGUCCGACGGACGUCUUUGAUGAUGAAAGAUGAUCCAUAUACUCUGGUUGUUUGUUUGAACAAAGAUGGUUACGCCAAUGGAACUUUAUACAUUGACGAUGAGAAAUCUUAUGACUAUCGACAUGGAAAGUUCAUCUAUGCGAAAUUUGAAUUUAGUGGAAAUACUUUGAAGAGCUCGUUUGCCUCGAAACCUGAUUAUAUGACGAAAUCAACCUUAGAGCGGAUCAUCAUCGCUGGUCUGGCAAAAACUCCCAAAUCAGCUACAUUGCAUUUUGAAAAUCAGACUCAGCAACUACAAGUAGCAACUUUUGAGAAAGCAAUAUCCAUAUCAAAACCUGGUGUCAAUAUUGCGAAAGAAUUCACAAUAAUUCUUAAUUCAGCCGGAAGUGCCAAUCCGGUAGCUUUAAAAUUUGUCUUAUUAUUCUUAUUUGUAAAGUUUGUAUUGAAAGGUUUUUGAUAUAUAUCUACUUGUUAUAACAAUUGAGUUAAAAUAAAUUCUCACACUCUUCAAAACAA
Molecule: messenger RNA, 2708 nt
Organism: Eupeodes corollae
Lineage: Eukaryota; Metazoa; Arthropoda; Insecta; Diptera; Syrphidae
Product: neutral alpha-glucosidase AB-like
Exons: 6
Coding region: 184-2649 (821 amino acids)
Biological process (GO): carbohydrate metabolic process; N-glycan processing
Molecular function (GO): alpha-glucosidase activity; carbohydrate binding
Source: RefSeq, a predicted model, not a curated record